Iphiclides podalirius (scarce swallowtail) is the source of this 219-nucleotide messenger RNA. The record is from the annotation of a GenBank genome assembly. NCBI's taxonomy places the organism in Eukaryota, Metazoa, Arthropoda, Insecta, Lepidoptera, Papilionidae.
AUGCUCGCUAUUUGCGGACGUCUUCUGCUGCGUGCGGCCCCCCUCCCCCCCUUCCGACCAUCCCCCGCAACCCCUCGCAGCCCCCUCACUACGACGUACCAGGGGCGCAUGAGUUGCGGGGAGGUGCGCCCGCGACGUGUGACAGAUGGCUACAAGGCGCUGGCGCAUUCGCAGCCGCUGCGAGCCUCGCCAGGAAUCCCGGUGCGAGGAAAGCUGAUC